ACACUUUUAGGUUAUACCUUGACAAGUCUUGCAGACUGGUCAAAGUUGAUCUCUCACAGCAAUUUAUAUUUUAAAGUUGAAUAAAAGUUAAUAAUUUAAAAAAUCAGAAGAAAUAACAGUGAACAUUUAGUACUAACACUACAGGUGUUAUCAAACCCAAUCACAACUAGUCAGAACAUAGAAACUAAACAAAAGUACCUAACCGGAACUAGAAACAAGACUGAAGCUGAUGUAAAUUUAUACUCUUAGUUAUUAGUAUUUAGAUACUUCCCCUGCAAGUAUUUACCGCCAUUUAGUUGUGAUUUAAAGUAAGAAAUAAUACCACAAGGUCACAAAAAAUAAAACUACUGAAGAAAAUAAUAUUACAAGUGCAGUGCUAGCUAAGCUCCCAUACAGCAUCAUAACCAGUGAAGCUUCAAUCCUGAGGGCAUAAUGAAGGAUAUUAAUCUUAAUAAUACUUCAGAUCCUGAUUCUGCUAAUGGAACUGAGUCUGUCAAGGAAGAUGUAAACCAAAAUGAAAAAAUAAUCUUAGAAACUAAUAAUGAAAACGAAAAUAUGGAGCAGAAUAACACAAGCCCUGAUGUUAGUGUCAAAGAAACACUAAAUGGUAACGAUGAGACUGAUAAUUAUGUAGGUGAACCAGAUGAACUUAAAUCAGAGGUUUCGGAGCUGGAGCCUGAUGCACCAGCCAUCACUCUAAAGCAUAGUUAUAAUGCAGAACAAUGGUCCCCUUUAAAUCCAUCUGGCAAGAAAGUCUAUGAUGUUAACCUGCUCAAGGAAAUACAAGAAGAUCCUUUAUGUAAGACUAUGCCAAAAUCGCCUCUUCUUGAAACAUGUAAUAUCCUGCGGACGGCCCAGUCACAAGAUUCAUUGAUAGCAUUCAAUCAUAUUAAUCGCUCGAUGAAUGACUCAUUGUUUCCAACUUUCCUUAAGACAAACUCUGGUAGCAUGAGAAACCCUAUUCUACGUGAUGGCAGAAAGGACAAUAGAAGUUCAGGUCAAUCCCUAGGUAGAGGCAGUAUGAAAUUAAACUCGCCAUCGAGAAACAGCGGUGGAAGGAAUAUUUGCAUUUCACUCCGCGAAGAAGUGAAACUAAACGAAACGAAAGAUGCUUGGAGACCAGCCAGGCUCAAGAAGGAUAACUUGGAUGAAGCUGAGUUGAAGACACAGGAGUUAUAUAAGAAGUUCCGCGGUAUUCUGAAUAAAUUGACGCCCCAAAAGUUCGAUACGCUCGUUGAUAAGGUGAAAUCGCUCGAAAUUGACACUCAGGAACGUCUCGAGGGCGUUAUCGAUCUUGUUUUCGAGAAAGCUAUUGAGGAGCCGAACUUCUCCGAAGCAUAUGCUGCUAUGUGUAACAAACUUUCUACUCUAAAGGUUCCAUCAACAAAUUCCCCUAACCAAUGUGUUAAUUUCCGUGCGAUGAUCAUCACAAAAUGUCAGAACCAGUUCAUCAAAGAGAAAACAGAUGAGAUUGUGGUAAAGCUAGAGAAGGAGCUCACUGAGUGCACUGAUGCUGCCAAGAAAAAGGAAUUGCAUGCACAACUGGGAGAAGCUCAACGUCGCGUGCGCAUGCGUUCAGUUGGAAACGUUCGAUUUAUCGGCGAGCUAUACAAGUUAAACAUCUUGAUAGCCAAAAUCAUGGUAUAUUGUAUGAAUUACCUCAUCGAUAAGCCAGAAGAAGAGAAGCUGGAAUGCCUUUGCAAGCUGCUCACCACGAUUGGGGAACAGGUGGAAAAUGAGGCCAAGGAACAACUGGAUGUGAUCAUCAAUAAAAUCCAAGAUAUUGUCAAUGAUCGUAAGAGUAAGAAGAUUAGCAGCCGUGUACGGUUUAUGCUACAGGAUGUAAUUGAACUGAGAAGACGCAGAUGGGUAGCUAAGAGUGUCUUAGAUAUGCAACCGAAGAUGAUGGACCAGAUCCAAAAGGAAGCUGAGCAGAAACAACGGCAUAUUGAGUUGAUGAAUUCGCCGGUGGGAGGUGGUUUCCGACGUGACGAUGGCAAUCGCAAGAAGCGCGGCGUCGAAGGCCGGAGACCAGGAAAUAACUUCAUGGAUAACACUUGGAAGACAACGACAACGAGAAGUAACUACGUGGUGGAUACCAGCAAACUCAAGGCCAUGCCGCAAAAGAACCCGAACUUGGGCAGCAUAAAGCUGGCUCCAGCUCACAGCACAUGGAACCACGGAUCUGGAACUAAAUCUCAAAUAGCCGCUCCAAUCAGGAAUAAGUUCAGCAUUCUGGACAACGUUCAGAUCGACCUGACAACACUUACAGCCGCCAAGGACGCACCGCCCGCUGCCUACCAACAGUCGAAGUCGAUCGAGAGGUCUACAUUUAACACACGCAAUGAUUUCGCCUCUUCGCGCUCCGGUUCAAUUGAAAGGACUAAAACUUCGCCCACGCCACCCGAGGCACCAGCCUCCCAGACGAAAGCACCGGCCGCCCAAGAACCGCUGCCAGAGAACCUUAGGAAAUUCGUCAAACAAUUUAUCGAUCUCUCGAUAAUGAAUCUCAACGAUGAGGAGCUGGUAGAAGAGAUUAAACUCUUUGGAUCGCAAUAUCAUGCCGCUAUGGUUACUGAGAUACUUAAUGUUGCGCUUGAGAAGAAUGCGAAAGCAAUUAGUAUUCUCUCGAAGUCGGUGAUGAAAGUAGUCAGUUUGGGAAUUUUAUCGUGCGAGAACUUCUUGGCAGGAAUGGAUGAGAUCUUUGAGUGUGGCCCGGACCUAUACAUCGAUAUACCGAUGCUGUAUACAUAUCUUGGGAAAUUCAUCGCUCCGCUUAUUGAAAAUAAGAACAUGACUCUCCAACAAGUCCACAAGGCUGCUGGGUCCCUGGUAUCGUCAGGUCACGGUCAUCUGUUACUAAAAGCAAUUAUUACCGAGUUGAAGGACAGUAUGGGACCAACAUUCACCAGGACUAAAUGGGUGGAAUCAGGUCUACAGUUGAAACAAUGGAUGGAUGAUGAUAAGGUAUCAAAGUGGGUAUCGGACAAUCACUUUGAAUUUCUAGAAGGCUCCGAAGAUUCAUCAAGCGUUGAAGAGAAGCCGAAAUUGCCCCCAAGUGAGGUGCAAAAAAAAUUGCUUCAAUUGAUGAAUACCGAUGAAAGUUGCGACUGCCUCCGUGGAUGGGUCAAGGACAAUAUCGCCUCAACCGAGGAAUCGUGGUUCCUCCGUUGCCUUACCCAAGCGAUAUGCGAGUACGCUUACUCGCCGGAAAAUAGUACGCAUUUGAACGUUGAUCGUAUGAACAAAUACUCGUCUCUAAUUAGCGAGUAUGCUGACACUCAGCCAGAACGCGAAGCUGACUGUCUUUUCGGUAUACAGCUUUUGGUACAUCGGCUUGAGCAUCCCCAGGGUUUGACAUUGGAUAUAUUCCAAUACUUGCAUGAGCAUUACGUGAUAUCGAUGGAUGGAUUUAUUGCGUGGGAGACUUCAGAAAUGGUACCCGAGGGAAAAGCGGUAAUGCUAAAAGCGUUGACAUCCUUCUUCACGAGCAUACGAGAGGCGGACAACGAAGACUCAGGCUCCGAAGCCUGACCGGAUCCUUAAUCAGCAAAUCAACGGCCCUAUAUAAUAUAUAAAAUCAUUGAAACGUCAAUUUAUUACGCCAUACAAAGCAUAAAUAAAUUUACAUACAUCAGGUUUCAGACAUGCGCAGUGGAUUUUUUUAUUAACUCAUUAUGCAACCUUUGAACUUUAACUAAUAUUUAAUGUCAUUUUCAUAAUAAAAAAAUAAUAAUUUUGUUUUUUUUACUAGUUUUUUAAGCAUAAUCUUGAUAGACUUCAUUAAAGCUUGAUAUUCUAUUUUAUUUUUAUAUUUUAUAUUUGUUAAAACUGAUCCUAAAAAUGUAUGGUACAGAUGUUUAGUGACAAUCCAUCAGGUCAAUGCUCGAUUUGUCUCUUAUAGAAGUUAGGACGGGGUUGCAAUGGUUUGGGAGUUGACGUCAAAAAUUAUUAACGCAUAACCCCUUUAGAAAUUUCGUGACAAAACUUAUGGCAAGGAAUAUUAAAAAUUAAAUUAUUUACAUCGUUUGGCGUAAUUAUGAAUUCUAAAUGGAAUAUGAUGUGGAAUCCUGCUACUGUACCAUAUAAUUGGUUGUAAUUAUGGAUUUAGAUUUGUCUAGUUUUUCAUUCAAAGUACACAAUCGCGUGAAUCGUCCGCCAUAUAGGACGUAUCGUAAACUUAAUGUAUAUAGUAUAUUUUUCACGUGAAUGUUUAGAGAUAUAUAUCGUUUUCUUUUAGGUAUCAUUUCAGUAUCUAUAGCGCCUUUUAAUAUUGUUAUGAUGUAAAAAUAAACUUUUUAUCGAA
Molecule: messenger RNA, 4306 nt
Organism: Pieris brassicae (large cabbage white)
Lineage: Eukaryota; Metazoa; Arthropoda; Insecta; Lepidoptera; Pieridae
Gene: eIF4G1
Product: eukaryotic translation initiation factor 4 gamma 3
Exons: 21
Coding region: 433-3534 (1033 amino acids)
Cellular component (GO): eukaryotic translation initiation factor 4F complex
Molecular function (GO): mRNA binding; protein binding; translation initiation factor activity
Source: RefSeq, a predicted model, not a curated record